Molecule: messenger RNA, 1506 nt
Organism: Didymodactylos carnosus
Lineage: Eukaryota; Metazoa; Rotifera; Eurotatoria; Philodinida; Philodinidae
Source: the annotation of a GenBank genome assembly
AUGAAGGGCUUUAUGGCAGAAAAUAAUUUAUUAAGUCUUGGUGACAUUGUCAAUGCAGUAUAUGUGGAACGUAUAAAAGUUUUACGAGAAAAAUGUAACGAAACUGGUGAUGAUCCGAAGCCGUGGGUUGAAGCAACGAUAAAGAAUCUUCGUAAAAUGGUUGCUGAAAUGAUAGACGAAGACCGAAAAUUAUACGAGCGUAAAAUGAACGAAAUUAACGCAAUCAAAUUAAAACAUAAUCAGUUGUGGAAAGAAUUACAUCCAGAUAAAGACUGUCCAACGUAUGAUGAUCCAUUACCUCUUUUACCAGCAUUACGAAAAUAUGAAGAAGAAUAUCACAGAUUAAAAGAACAACAUACAAAAUUAUUAGAAAAAGAACCGGAAAUUAGACGCGAAGAACAAGAAUUAUGUAAUGAACUGAACGAGCAACCAUUGACUAUAGAUAAAGAUACAUUGUUAGUUACAUGUAUGAGUUUUAUCACAACACAUAUUAUAGAAUUACGAGAAGAGAAGACAAAACGUAUCGAUAAAUUAAAUACGUUUGUAUCAACAUUAAAAGAAUUUGAAGAACUAUACGGAUGGAAAUGUCCGACAAUCGAAACGAUGAUUGGUCGUUUAUUAAAUAUUGACGAUAUUUCAAAAUUUUCAUUAACAAAAGAAGCUAUUGAACUUGUGGAAAAAGAAUUCAAUGAAAUAUCGGAACAAGUUAGUAAUGCUGAACAAAAAUUUGAACAAUCAAAAAAUCUUUUAAAAGAUUUAAUUCGUAAACAUCGUUCAUUAAAACCAAUAAGCGAAAACAUAAUCAAACAUCAACAGUGUCGUCUAUCAGUACUACCGAACCUUACUGCUGAAGUUGAUCGCUAUAAAGAACAUGCAAUGGACAAAUUAACAUCAGAAAUAAUGAAAGUACGUGAACAAAUACAUUUUAUAUUGGAUAAAUUAUCGGUUGGUCAAGUUAAUAGUGAUCCAAAAUAUGCAAUUUUACAUGAAGAUGAGUUUACGGAAGAUUUACAGUAUAUGCAUGAAGAAUUAUUACAAGAAUUAGAGGCAAAAUAUGAAGCAAAUAAAGCAAUGUAUGAACAAAUUGAAAAUUGGGAUGAUCUGUUUCGUGAAUAUCAAGAUUUUGAAAAAACGUCAACAGAUCCUGAUCGUUUUUACAUACGUGGCUAUAGUGCCAUAACAGAAUCAAAAACACGUAAACGAUUAGAACAGCAAUUGAAAGAAUGUGAAUUAAAACUGCAAGCGUUGGAUGAGGAUUAUCAACGAAAAAAUAAUAAUCAAGAAUUCAAAAUCAAUGGUCUGAGUAUAAUGUCAUAUAUUGCUCAAGUAAAAGAAGAUCAUCAAAAAUUGAGAGGACGUGAUCAACGAGAUCCAUCACGUAAACCAUUAGAACCCAAAACAACUGGUUGUAUAGCAGGUGGUCGAGUUCGUUUAAUAGAUGAUAGUGGUGCUUGUGCACCGUCGUUAUGUGUACCAGUAUCAAAAAAGCAGAAAAAAAGAAAUUAA